AUGGUGAAAGUAGACUAUGGUGGGUUAGAUGGUUUCAAUAGAGCAAUGAAUUUGUCAUCUGAUGUCCUCAUAAACCUUAGGUUCAUGAUAGAGAAACAGAUGCUCCAAUAUUUUUUUCAUAGGCUAAGAUCUGAGGAGGGAAUGUCUUUUUUGGGGCUGGAUGAUUCACUGAAACAACUCUCCAAUGAUGAUACCAUUGCUACCCUCAUCGUUUGGGAAGACUUGGAGGUUAUGGUGAGAGUUAUGAGAGAUUCUUCAGGUAGAAGGAAAGUUGAAGUGUUGGGAGUAGAAUCAGAAGCAAGAGAUGAAGGAUGGACGCUUGUUGAAAAAUCUAUUUCUCUAGUCUACUGGCUGGCUACUAACUAUACUCGAGAUCCUUUCAGACUAGAUAUCGUCAGUAACAGUACAGCUAAGGGUAUGCAAUUUUGUAAGGGGUUUAAUGGUAUUGGUGGUCUACUACUGAAUAAAAGGAAGGAUGAUGGUGAUGAUUCUCAUGAUGAUGAUGAUGAUGAUGAUGAGUGA
Messenger RNA from Camelina sativa (false flax), 522 nucleotides. Its product is annotated as eukaryotic peptide chain release factor subunit 1-1-like. Gene Ontology annotation, molecular function: translation release factor activity. Gene Ontology annotation, biological process: translational termination. Lineage: Eukaryota; Viridiplantae; Streptophyta; Magnoliopsida; Brassicales; Brassicaceae. The record is from RefSeq and is a predicted model, not a curated record.